Molecule: messenger RNA, 7506 nt
Organism: Chrysemys picta bellii (western painted turtle)
Lineage: Eukaryota; Metazoa; Chordata; Testudines; Emydidae
Gene: LRRC74A
Product: leucine rich repeat containing 74A
Molecular function (GO): protein binding; calcium ion binding
Source: RefSeq, a predicted model, not a curated record
CCCCUUCGAGCCCCAUGCCACAUGUUCCUGGUCGCAUCUCUCAUGGAAGGUGGCCUUCCUUGUGGCAAUCACGUCAGCCCGACGUGUCUCGGAACUCAGGGCCUUAACCUCGGAACCCCCCUAUACGGUUUUCCAUAGGGAUAAAGUCCAGCUCUGCCCACACCCGGCGUUCCUCCCGAAGGUGGUCUCCGCCUUCCAUAUGAAGCAGAGCAUCUUUCUCCCCGUGCUCUGUCCUAAGCCCCACUCCUCUAACGAGGAACAAGCAAAGUCUGGCGAAAGUGCUUGGGUCUUAGGUGGGAAGGUCGGGACUGGAGGCUAACUGAGUGGAGGGAGUGAGAUGCGGUCACCUGCCCCAGCUGGCAGUCAUCCUCUUACAUACAUCUGUGACUGGACAGCUAAACUGUGGAUUCCAUGUCAAGCUUUAAUAUUGAAUGAGAAGGGGACAAAAUUACAGGUCAAUAACCAGUCAGUAAAGGAAAGUAAGAAGUCAGAGGAAAAGGCAGCAAAGGAGUAACAGUGAAAAAAGAGAAAGAUAAAUAUACUACUUUUCCCUCCACUUGUCAGCCAGGAUUGGGUGUGGUGACAUUACUCUUCUGGGCUCUUGUAUCAUUUUAUUCCCCCCCAUAGGGUAGUUUUUCAAUCUCUCUUUUGCCCUAAUUGUAAAAUAAAUUAUGAAUUGGGGGUGAGAGAGGCUGUAUCACAUCCACUGGGAUCUGAUUACAAGUCUUGCUCCUGAGUGACAGCUCAAUCCUGGUGUACAGUGUCAUUCAAACCAUUUCUCCUCUGCCUCACUUGAAGUACACAACAAAGCCCUCUCAGACUGAUAGCAAAGGCAGCAUGCAGGCUGAGAGAAAGCCACCCGGGAAGGAAAAGUUUAAAGUAACUGCCAUAGUUUUGGCUUGAGGGUUAACAGAAGGUCUGGGAGACAGGGGGUGGGAGGAUCUGAUUGCCAGUGACUGGUGGUUUCAGAAAUCAGGGAGAGGGAAGAAGCAGGUCACCAGAACCAGUAAACGACUAGUGUGAGAGAACAAAUAGCCCUUCAUAAAGUUGGGCUUCUGGCUUAUUGGAGAGUUUGCUCUAAAAGAUGGGAGUCCAUUGGGAGUCCAGGCGCCUCCAACUGCUCAAGUGAGAACAUCCAUACACCAGUGACAGCUUCCAAGUAAGUAUAGUGCAGUGAAGGGAUGCACAUAGAUUUGGGGCUGGGGAAGAAAGUACCUGAAACAUUUUUAAGGGGGCCCUGGGAUUCAGUGAAGGGAGAAAAAGGUUCUCUCUGCAGUGUCUUGUGGGGUGUUGCGUAUGCUUUAAGUUUGCAUUCACAGAAUGAAGCAGAUCAGUUUCAUUCCAGACCAGAAUGAGGAGAUGUCUGAGGGCAGCCUGUCUGUGGAAUACCUGUUUCUUGCUGACCAAUCCAACAGCCCAGCAGAGGAAAAGAUGAGAGCAGAUAGCUCUGACACAGACCUAGAGAUUGAAGAUACCGAGAGGUCCUUUGCAACCAUGAAGGGUGCAGAGCUAUAUCUAGAAGCUUGCAAACUGGUGGGGGUGGUGCCUGUCUCUUACUUCCUUCGGAACAUGGAGGAGCCUUACAUGAACCUGAACCAUCAUGGUCUAGGACCCCAAGGUGCCAAAGCCAUUGCCAUCGCACUGGUGUCCAACACAACCAUCACUCAUCUGGAGCUGGAAGAUAACUGGAUCCUGGCUGAAGGAGUCAUGUGUCUGGUACAGAUGCUGCGAGAGAACUGCUACAUUCAAGAGCUGAACAUCUCCAAUAACCACAUUGGCACAGAAGGAGCGGAAGCCAUCUCCAGGAUGUUCCUGGAUAAUAUUUCUAGUCUCCGGGCUGUUCAGCUCUCAGGAAACAACUUUAGGGAGGAAACUGCACAGUACUUCGCCGAGGCACUAGUGGGCAAUUACCGAGUAAAGGAGCUGGACCUCAGCCACAAUGAGUUCUCUGAGAAGGGAGGAGAGCAUCUGGGACAGAUGUUGGCCAACAAUGAAGCACUGGAGUUUCUGAACCUGAGCUGGAACCACUUGCGGAUGAAGGGGGCUGUGGCACUGGGUGCUGGUCUCAGAGUCAAUGGAACGCUGAAGAUACUUGACCUCUCAUGGAAUGGCUUUGGGAAUGAAGGGGCUCUGGCCCUUGGAGAAGCUCUCAAACUCAACAACAUUCUGGUCCAACUGGACAUCAGCAGCAACCAUAUCAACAAUGAAGGGGCAGGGAAGCUGGCCAAGGGGCUAGAGGUCAAUGGAAAUCUCAAAAUCCUGAAGCUGUCUCAUAAUCCCCUAACUGUAGAGGGUGCCAUUGCGCUUGUCACAUCCAUCAGGAAGAAUCCAAAAUCCAAGAUGGAAGAGAUCAACAUCUCAAAUGUGCUUGUGAAUGGAAGCUUCCUCAAGCUGCUGGAUGUGGUGUGUCAGGUGCACCCUGAAUUAGAUGUCAUCUAUGGUGGGGUUCGAGGCUUCAUCUCCAAGAAGCCUGAACAGCGUCCAGACCCCAUGAUGCUGAUUCAGAAUUACUUGGAUGAGCGCAAGUUGAGACUCUGGGAUUUCUUUAGAAACAUGGACAAAAACGGAAGUAUGAAGAUCCCUGUGGCAGAAUUCCGGAAAGCCAUGAUGCAGCAAUCAAGAAUUCCACUAGAUCGAGCCCAGAUUGGAGAACUGGUGCACAAAUUGGACCGACACCGGACAGGAAUGGUGGAUUACAGGAGCCUGGUGGACACACAGAAGCAGAUGGUACAAGACCAGCGGUGGCAGCUAAAGAGGGAAGAGUCACGGCAGAAGAAGGAGAAGCACAAGAGUGAGAGAGUGCUGCAGACUUUCAAGAGUGCCGUGGAAAUAGUCACAUCACGCAGUUCCCUGGUGAUGUGUUCUGGCCAGAAGCCACUGGCACUGCCCAAGUCUGACCCUGCCCACUUCUCAACCACUUCUCUCAGCUCAUGGUGCCAACCAGCCAUCACCGGGGAAUCCACAAGCAGCCAGAACUCUGCUGAGCCAGCAUUCACUGAGCAAAAGGGCCCCUCCAACCAUCAGCUGUCCCAGAGUGAACCACAUUCAGCUUCACGGGGCAUGUCAACCUCUGACCUGGAAGUGAAAUUUUACUCCCACCCCAACAUCAGCAUCUCAGAAGCCCAAACCCACUCCCAGUACAGCAUAGCAACCUCCGACCUGGAAACAUACUCCAAGGCCCAGUCUAGUGACAAUGCCAUUUCUUACAGGGUGAUGCCACGGGAGACCAGAAGUUCUGCUCACGAGUCCCACUACUUGGCCAGGAACUGCCAUGCUGCCUCAUCACCACAGAAGCAUGGGCACAGUGCUAAGUCAUCCAAAUGACAAAGCUGAGGUGAUGGGAAAUGACCAGCCCAACAAGGGAUCAGGGAAGUGGUGAUGGGGGUUUCAGAGGGUGAUAGUACAUAGGGAUGUGAAUGGUUUAUUUCCUGGUAACAAACCCAUCCCCUUUCUUCUAUCCCCUUUUCACUGCAGUUCAUCUGUGCUAUGCUACAGAAAUGCCCUACCUAGCCAAAUGCAAGCUACUAAAAUUCACACCUCUCAUAUACACUCAGGUGAGGGGAAAUAAUACCCAGCACCAUAAGGGACAGUGGGACUCCACAUUCUAGCUCACAGUCACCUGGAAGCUGAAGUGAUGACAAAACAAAGGUGAACCUGGUGUUCAGGCAGUCAGAUACCACCACAGUGAUGAACACAGUGUAAGUGGUUUGAUGAACAAGUUAGAUGGAAUAGGUAAGCAUGCUUCACUAUCUCAAGUGCUGGGUGAGCUGUUGGUACCCUGGGUUUGCUCCCCUAGUUAGGGUGUUGUACCUCACAGUGCCUUGGGUUACAGUGCUCCCUGGGUUAGAGUGCUGGAUGGGUAGGAGUGUCCUGGGUGUGCUCCCCUUGAAUGCUAGGUGAUUUCGGGUACCUCAAGUGGAUGUGAUUGUUGGUUGGGAUGUGAGUGCCCUGCAUGUGCUCAUUUAGUGGGAAUGAGGAUGUGCUCUCCUUGCUCCCCGAUUAAGGAGAGGGAUUCUUCACUCCUACUAGAUGAUCAAUGAGUAAUGGGAUGCAGUCAAGAACAAGAAAAUUUAAGUUACAUAUGAGUACAAACUUCCUAACCGUGAAAUGUAUUAGUGGUUCUCAACCUUGGGACUGAGACCCAGGCUGGGGCCCAAAGAUGCGUUCAUUGUGAGGGGAGUCACAAAACUGCAAAAUUUAAACUGGCAUUAGAAAACUGGUCUGUAGCCCUUGCGGUUGCAAAGAACAUCAGAACGGCCAUACUGGGUCAGACCAAUGGUUCAUCUAGCCCGGGAUCAUGUCUUCUGGCAGUGGCUUGUACCAGAUGCUUCAGAGGGAAUAAACAGAACAGGGCAAUUAUUGAAUGAUCCAUCCCCUGUUGUCCAGUCCCAGCUUCUGGCAGUUAGAGGCUUGUUGUUGUUGUUCAUCCUUAGAAUUCGAAGAUGACCAUGACAUAACUGGUUGGUUUGGUUUCUGUGAACACAUGAGUGGCUGAUCAGGCCAAUUUGAGCUUUGAACUGCCUGUGGCAAAUUAAACAAUAGAUGCUGCUAUGGGUUGCUUGAUUAAGAGCAGACAUGCUGCUGUUGUGAGAUUUAUGCUGCUGGUGCUUCUGCUCUGCCUCAGCAGUUCUCCUCUGCUCAUAGACUGUAGCUCCAGUAUGGAUGAGGCUUUGCCAGGUAGCACCAUCAUGAGCGAGAUCUUCCCAAAACUCUGGAUCAGUGUUGAACCGCCCCAAGGAUAACUUGAGGGAGUCCUUGAAACAUUUCUUUUGGCCUCCCUGAGAGCACUUUCCCUCCUUUAGCUCACCAUAAAAGAUCUUCUUUGGCAGUUGCUCAUCUGACAUUCUGGUGACAUGGCCUGCCCAUCUCAUCUGUGAUUUCAUCAACAGAGUAUGGAUGCUUGGAAUGUCUGCCCAUAUGAGAACCUCAGUAUCUGGGACCUUGUCUUGCCAUCUUAUCCUCAUCAGUUUCCUCAGACAGCCCACGUGAAAGUGAUUCAGCUUCAUAGCAUCGUGGCUGUACACCAUACAGGUUUCUCAUGCAUACAUCAAAGUUGGCAAUACAAUGUCUUUGUAGACCUUCAGAUUUGUUUGUUGACUAAUGCCUCUAUGCUCUCACACAUGUGUACGUAGUCUGCCAAAGGCCACACUUGCUUUGGCAAUUUUGGCAUUGGUUUCAUCAUCGAUGUGAACUGCACAUGAGAGUGUACUGCUGAGGCAGAUGAACUUGUCCACUGCCUGGAGGGUUUGGCCAUUCACUGUGAUAGCAGACUGUACAUAAGGCUUUCCUGGUGCAGGCUGGUACAUCACUUCUGUCUUGAUGUUGAUUAUGAGACCAAAGUUGUCACAAGCUGAAGAGAAAUGGUCCAUACUCUGCUGCAUGUCAGACUCAGAUUUGGCAUUCAGGGAACAGUCAUCAGCAAACAGAAGAUCACAAAGAGUGACUUCCUGUACCUUCGUCUUCACCUGUAGUCUCCUCAAAUUGAAGAGCUUGCCUUCAGUCUGGUAUCUGAUGCCAAUUCUAGUGUCACAGUCACAAAAAGCAUCCAUAAGCAUGGCAGAGAACAUCAUAUUGAAGAGAGUUGGGGCCAACACACAGCCCCGCUUGACUCCAUUGGUGACUGGGAAUGGUUCAGAUGAGUCACCGUCAUCCACAAUGUGAGCGAGAAUGCCACCAUGGAAUUGCCGAACCAUUGUGAUGAAUUUCUCUGGCAACCGAAUUUUACCAUGAUCUUCCAAAGGCCCUCCUGACUGACUGUAUCAAAUGCUUUUGUCAGGUCAAUGAAAGUCAUGUACAGGUUGGAGUUCUGUUCCUGGCAUUUCUCCUGAAGAUGACAAGCUGCAAACCCCAUUUCUAUAAUCCCGAGUCCUUUUCUGAAGCCACGCUGACUCUCAGGCAGGAGCCUUUGUUCAAUGUGUUGCAUAAGGUGAGUCAGCAGAAUUCUGUCAAGAAUUUUGCUGGCUACUGACAACAGGGAGAUGCCCCAAUAGUUGUUGUAGGAUUGUCUGUUGCCUUUCCACUUGUACAAGUGGACAAUGGAUGCAUCCUUGUACUCCUGGGAUAUAGUUCCUUGAGUCCACAUUGAUUGGAAAAAUUCAAUCAGUUUCAGAGCCAUGUGUGAGCCUCUGGCCUUGUAGACUUCAGCUGGUAUAACAUUUGCUCCAGGUGCUUUGCCAUUUGACAGCAGGUCAAUCACUUUCACAGUUUCAAUCAGCAUUGGGGGAUCAGCAAGAGAUGUGUUGAUAUCGAUCUUUGGCAGUCGAUCAUUUGCCUUCUCACUAAUAGAUGACUGUUGAUUGAGGAUGUGGUUAAAGUGUUCUGCCCACCUUUGCAGUAUCUUUUCUUUAUCAGUGAGCAGUGUGGUGCCAUCAGCACUCAGUAUUGGAGAUGUUCCUGAUGACCGUGGCCCGUAGAUUGUCCUCAGAGCAUCAUAGAAGUUCUUCAUGUCAUUCCUGUCUGGGUAGGACUGAAUUUCAUCUGCCUUGUUGCUUAGCCAUGAGUUUUCCAUUUUUCUAAGUUUGCAUUGGACAGGCCUUUUGAUGUUGUUGAAGGCUGGCUUCUUAGAUGUUGAAGUGCUGUCUUCUACACAGGCUUUAUGGAACUGAUGUUUCUCUUUCAAUAGUUCCCCUAUGUCAGUAUCGUUUUCAUCAAAUUAAUCUUGAUGUUUACGUGUGAUGGAACAGAGAGUAUUGGAUGAAGCUGAGUAUACAGAGUCUCUAAAAGAUGCCCAAUUUUCCUUAACGUUAUUAGAGUUUGCAUCAGUUGUUACAAGUUGGUUGUGCAGUUCUUCAGGAAAAGCUUGUUUCACAUUCUCCUGUUUCAGUUUGCAGUAGUCCUUUCUCCCUCCCAGCCCCCCCUCCCCCGUGUGUGUACAUAUGUAUUUAUAUAUACACAUAAACACAUAAUGGGCCCAAUUGUCCUCUUACUUAAACCUGUUUUACUCCUCUGUAAAUGCACUGAAUUUAAUGGAGUUUCUCCUGAUUUACAUCAGUGUAGAUGAGAGGAGAAUCAGGCCCAAUGUACAUAAAAUGUGGGUACGCAACAAAUAAAAGCAUAGAAGGACUAGAUGUGAUUUCCGUGUUCAAAAUGCACCAGUCUGAGUACUCUCUUAACACAUGUACAAAUGAGUCUAUUUUUCCUUUUACCCAAUGAAAUUUCAACCAUUAGUAUUAGAAUUUACAAAGAAGGAAAGUUAAACAAGUUGGGCCUCAGAGCUCCCUGGCUUCCAAAGACUUAAGUGAGUGUCCUGGGGCUGCAGCAUUUGCAGGAUCAAGACCUUUUUAGAAAAAUUUCACUAGAGGCCUAAUAAGAGCACCCAGAAUAGUAGGCACAAAUGAGACCAGUGAAGAAGGAGAAUCGUGAUGACGGAACAAGACAAAUGAGGCACUGGCUUGAUUGCAGUACAUGAUGCUUACAUGAAAUAUCGGGAAAAAUGAUUAUCAUGAUUUUAUUACUGAAUCUGUUAUGAGAUUUGGCUUGUAUGGUCAUUAUGUUUUGAUAAAUAAC